Molecule: messenger RNA, 683 nt
Organism: Diospyros lotus (date-plum)
Lineage: Eukaryota; Viridiplantae; Streptophyta; Magnoliopsida; Ericales; Ebenaceae
Exons: 2
Coding region: 125-349 (74 amino acids)
Source: RefSeq, a predicted model, not a curated record
UUUCCCCCACUUACCAUUUAACUUUCUCUCCCGUUUUCUCUUCUCUUUCGCUUUUACCUAGAAAAUUUUCCUUCCCGGUCGGUCGCUAUAUUUCGGGAGUCAGAAUCUCGAUUCCCCAAGCGAAAUGAAGAAAUCAGGGAUCGCAGCCGCGGCCGCUGCCUCCGUCGCCGCAGCUUCAGCCACCGCCAUCUCUUCCUCGGCUCUAGCUUCCAACACCAACUCGCAGCGAUCUCGCCAGGAGGCUGAUUCGAGCAAAGAGAGUGAAAAUUCCAGGACUUCUUCGGAUCAAUUUGCGCCCAGGUUCGAUGGACUGAGGUUUAUUGAAACGCUGGUUACGGCUCACAGAUAAGCUUGAUUGUGAUGAACCCGAUGUGUAUUGGAUCUGCCUAAUCCACCUGUUUUUAAUUGUAAGUCUUAGAUCAACAGGGGCAAUUAAGAUGUUUACAAUUUUCCGAGAAAGAGAGGCAAAUGAGUUAUAAUUGAAUUCCAUUCUGUUCCUUUUUUUUUUUUCUCCCCUUUUCGUUAGGGCUUGUUUGGUUGUUAGGAAUUCCCUAUUUGAUUUCGAUUCCGAAAGGGAAACUUUGGAUAAUAGAUAUGUGAAAGUUGCAUAAAAACUUUGAAUACUCCAUAUACUGUCGGUUACAUGGAUUUUAACUCUUGCAAACUAUAUUUGUUUACCAUCA